UGCUGCGAACAGUUGCCGCUCAACGCUGCUCGCAAACAGUUCAGUCAAAAGUUCACCACCACCUCCUCGGUUCAAUUGCAGAGUGCGUUACGCUAUCGGUAUCGAGCCUAUCGGUUUAUCGUUCUAUGCGUGAGAAGCAGCCGUCACUUAACGUCACGUCACGUAUACGUUUGUGUUGUUGCGCAUCCUUAACAAAAGGCAAGCGGGGAGAACUGUGUAACUGCUGCUGGCAGCUUUGAGAAGGGAGGAAAGUGUUGAUUAUCAUCGUGAAGAUUUGCCGCGAGGCAAAAACAAUUGCGGGCAACAUUUUGUUGUAAUGUUGCACUGGCGUGUGGCUUUUGAGAGCGGCUGCGAGGAUCACAAUCUCUGGCUUGGCCAGGAGCGAUACGAGUACACGCAGAGUCAGCACCACGGCUAGAAGCCGCAACAUUCGCACGAAUUCACGAAUUUCGAUCUGUGCAACAAAAAGUGCAUUCAACUUGCCACAAAAUACACACACACUCACAAAGGCCAACAGAGCGCAUGAUCUCGAUCUUCACAACGAAAGCAACAAUAUCCAAAUUAAAAGAAAUAAACCACAAAAAUAAUCAAAACAUUUCCACCACAACAACAACAACUGUAAAACGCGUGUGCAAAAUUUCUGCGUUGAAACAUUUUUCAAAGUUUUCGAUUUUGUGUUCUUAUUAUUUUUGUUUUUUUUUUGUUUUUGCUGCUUUUUCUUCGAGUGUUGUAUUUGCCAUUUGUUUUUUUGGUAUUCUUUGAAUUGCAAAUGUGAAAACGAAAACGAAUCAAACUCAACGAAAUUUCGCCAACAAUAAGAAAAACAACAAGAACGACAGCGACAGCAACAAAACAUCAAUAGAGCGCCAAGCUACAGCGCAGAGAGAGAGAGAGAGAGAGAGCGAGCGAGAGAACAAGAGCCGGAUCCAGAUCGUGAACGAGAGAGCCAAGAGAGAACGAACGAACAGUUUGAAAAUGGUGCUACAGAAUCACAACACUGUAGUUGCCCGCUCCACACUGACGCCGAACAGCAGCAGCCAGAACUUUGGCUCCCACCAUGGCGGUCAAUCGCUGGGCGUGGGCCGGACACCGUUGAGCAGUGGACCGAGCAACCAGCGUCCGAUUGUCGAUCUGCUGGUGGCCAUGGUGGCUGUCCCUGUGUUGAUAUUGUGCGCCUUGCAGCUGGAGAAGAAUCUGCACGAGAUGCACGACAGCGCCGAGUCGCGUUGGCUUGUGUUUGCCCUGGGGAUUGGCAUGCUGGUGAUCAGUGUGAUCAUCUGUGGCUAUGUCACACAUCGCAUGGGCGUCUGCAUCUGGGCUGGACCCAUCGACGAGGCCGGCAAUCGUGCUGGCAAUGGAGCACUCCCCCACAUCAACUCACAGAAUGAUGUGCUGCGCAUUGUGGACUCGCUGCCGCCCAGCUAUGAGAGUGUGGUCAAGUGUGAUCUGCCCCCGCCGCCAUACGAUUGCCUCGUCAUCGAUGUGGAGCAGAGCAAAGCCAUGCAGCCGCAGACAUCGUCGAAGGAUGCGGCCCAAGCUCAGACGGCUUCCGGUUCCAUUUCCAUAGCCAUAUCAGGCGCAACUCUGCACAUCUGAAAUGGGAAGGAAAUGAAAAGCGAUGGCAUCAAAUAAACAGAGAUAGAGCUAGGGAGCGGGAGUGGGAUAGAGUGAGAGUGAAGGAGGCGGCAAAGGCAAAGGGCAAAGCAGUGAGAGGAGAGAGAAAAAAGAGAUUUUUCGCUUGUGGCAUUGAAUUUGAAUCUGUACUUGACCUACUACACGAUGGCGCCAUCUAACGGUGGCUUUUGGCUAAGCAUAUGGCGAUGUAUUUACUUCGAUUUAAGAUCUUAGAGUAUUGUUUUUUUUUUCUUUUUUUUUAUCUAUAGCGCAUUCACUGCUUAACGAUAAACACGUUUCUGUCAUUUUGUUUUUUUCUUCUAAUGUUUUUUUUUUGUUCUAUUAUUUCUUACUUGGUCUACGCAGCAUUGUAAAUAUUCCUAAACACAGCAUCUAGUCCAAAGUUGUACAUAACCUAAAAGAGCUAUAGAUAAAUAUGCCCAAAAAUAAUAAUGCGUACGAGUACAUUUUGUAUUUACUAGCGACAUAUACUAUAUACUAUAUAUAUAUAUCUAUAUAGUUGGUAUCUAAUUGCAUCCAUACACAUUUCAUUGCCAAGUUUGUAUGGGACGUCGAAGUUGGAGAAGGAGGAGGGGGAAAGGGGGUUACAUAGCAAGUUAGCGAUUACCAUAUAGUCUGUAGCUUUGUAUUUAUAUACUUACUUAAUACAUUAUAAUGUAUAUAUUUGUAUGUGCAGUUAUCGCAUAUCGAUAGCCAUCGAUAACGAUUACAUUUAGCUGAUUUCCAAAAUAAAGAAUUCCUAUUAAUAUUAAA
Messenger RNA from Drosophila albomicans, 2388 nucleotides. RefSeq lists its product as uncharacterized. Lineage: Eukaryota; Metazoa; Arthropoda; Insecta; Diptera; Drosophilidae. The transcript is spliced from 3 exons. Bases 976 to 1596 code for a protein of 206 amino acids. The record is from RefSeq and is a predicted model, not a curated record.